AUGGCGAGAAUGCGGUUCCCCUCCGCCAAGGGAAUCAGCGACUGCAAGCAUUCUAUUGACUUCAUUCUACUCAAGAAACAUAAAGCUUGGCUGUGGACUCUCACGCAGGUUGACACAACCCUUGCUCGAAACGGAGGUCCAAAGACCAAGUUUAGGAGACACGCCCUCGCAAAGACCCAUUGA
Messenger RNA from Neurospora hispaniola, 183 nucleotides. RefSeq lists its product as uncharacterized. The record is from RefSeq and is a predicted model, not a curated record. The transcript is spliced from 2 exons. Bases 1 to 183 code for a protein of 60 amino acids. Lineage: Eukaryota; Fungi; Ascomycota; Sordariomycetes; Sordariales; Sordariaceae.